UUGAUUUCCAUGGAUCUUUCUGCCAGCACUGCUCUUCUCUUGACCAUCUCCUGCUGCUUGUGGAGUACCGAAGCCCGAAUGUUUACAGAUGUGCUUUCUGUGCCAAAUGGGGGUUCUUGGGGUGACUGGGGCCCAAAAAUGCCUUGCCCUCAAGGCUAUGCUCAUGGCUUCUCCCUGAAGGUGCAACAAAACCAAGGGACAGGUGACGAUACAGCUCUGAAUGGCAUCCGCUUGUUCUGUAACGAUGGCAAAACAACACUUGAGUCUAAAGUUGGAAAGUGGGGAAAUUGGACAAAGAAACAAUACUGCUACACAGGCUACCUGGUUUCUUUUUCUCUGAGAGUGGAACCACCUCAAGGAAUUCUUGACGAUACAGCAGCUAACAACAUCCAGUUCAAAUGCAGUGAUGGUACUACCAUGGUGGGCUCUGGCACGAUGUGGGGUAAAUUUGGCCCAUGGAGCUGUCGCUGCCCCAAAGGUGGCAUAUGUGGGAUGAGAACAAGGGUGGAGGAUGCACGGCACAUUGGUGAUGACACAGCACUCAAUGAUGCGAAUUUUUACUGCUGUUAA
This is a messenger RNA of Protobothrops mucrosquamatus (brown spotted pit viper), 570 nucleotides long. Its product is annotated as vitelline membrane outer layer protein 1-like. Bases 10 to 570 code for a protein of 186 amino acids. The transcript has 3 exons. The record is from RefSeq and is a predicted model, not a curated record. Lineage: Eukaryota; Metazoa; Chordata; Lepidosauria; Squamata; Viperidae.